Fusarium graminearum PH-1 is the source of this 1014-nucleotide messenger RNA. RefSeq lists its product as uncharacterized. The transcript has 4 exons. NCBI's taxonomy places the organism in Eukaryota, Fungi, Ascomycota, Sordariomycetes, Hypocreales, Nectriaceae. The record is from RefSeq and is a predicted model, not a curated record. The coding region runs from base 1 to 1014 and encodes 337 amino acids.
AUGCCGGCUACAAGCCACUGUCUUGCCGUAUGGAAGACAGUACCUCCAUGGGCGUCUUGGAGGGAUCGAAAUCACAGAGAUUUUGAGCACAUAUCAAUCCCCUUUCAUCAUCGAGAAUCAAUAAUAGAAUGUGGAGUGACCAGGGAAAGGAGGUGCCAGAACUUCGAGACGCUUGAGGAUCAGCUGCAUAGCAUUCAAAAUGACCUUUCUGAUUUGACGUCACUUGUCAGAGGCGGGAACAGCGUGAGAUCUUCAUCGCUUGCCGCCGAGGAAUGGGCCCCAGAUAAUCUUGCCGGAACAGACUCAGGACCAGUAGCCCAUACAAACUGUCACAUCGUACGAGACGCGUCACAGUCCCUCGACCGUUAUCAUGGACCUUGCUCGCUUUAUGCCCUCUGCAAGGAAUUUCAUGAUGAUCCCAUAUUUGGUGUUCCUGAUAACAACACCUCGACACAUACUGCCGAGCAUGCCAUGCUCCAAGAAAUGCUUUACAAAGCAAGCAAUGAGCCUCACCUAGAUAUACCGUCUCAACCUACAGGCAUAUGCCUUCCGCCUCGGCAGUUUCUUAAUCUUGUUAUCGGCCCAUUUUUCAAGAACACCGAUUACGCCACUGAUGUCUUUGUGCGAUCAGCUUUCCAACUUCAGAUUGAUCGCAUCUAUUCUCAGCCUAUAGUUCCUUCGGAUGAAGGCUGGGCCAUUUGCUUCAAUGUUAUAGUUCUCCUUGGUAUCAAGAGGGAGCCUACCACUCAGGGCAAUAGCCACUUCAUCCAAUCUCUUCUUCAAACGAUGAGGAUGGCCAUCAAUAACCCACGUGUCUUUUUGACACCAAGGCUUGUUAAUGUGCAAGCACUUGCUCUUUUGUACGACAUCACUUGCAGAACUGGUCUUCGCCCAAGCUUGUUUGUUGGCACGUACAAUGGGUCUCCAUCGGGGUUGCACAUCCUCCAACAACCUUCCACCAGAGACUAUACUGGAGAGACACAAAGUCUUUCAGUCAUUGUAUACCAGAGAUAA